GGAGGGGCGGGUGGGGAAGAGCAACUGCAGCAUUUGGAGGAACUGACCUGCCAGCCUGAAGUCUCCAGCCAGCCCUCCUUGGAUAGCGUGUGCGCGGGUCACUGCAUCAGCGAGCUACUCAAGUUGUGAUCUAGGCACCGAGACCAGACUGCUGGUCAUCUGUCUCUUAAUCAUCACAGGGUUCCCACAGUGCCUAACAACUAGACAAUACAAGUGGUUGUGGGGGUCUGAAGGCACCAGCCAAGAUGAAGUGGCAUUUCCCCUUCUCAAAGUCGGAAGCCAGGCUAGCUGUUACCCCCCACCACAAUGCUACCCCCACCACAACAGUGACACCAGUAGUGUCAAUGGAUAACUCAACAGAGUCCUCAGCGGGGAGCAAGGAGGAUGUCUUUGUCAAGAUUAAAGAAAAGUUCAUGAAUCAGAUAAACAAGAUUCCCUUGCCACCCUGGGCGCUGAUUGCCAUUGCUGUAGUAGCUGGGCUGCUGAUCCUCACCUGCUGCUUUUGUAUCUGCAAGAAAUGCUGCUGCAAGAAGAAGAAGAACAAGAAGGAGAAAGGCAAGGGGAUGAAAAAUGCCAUGAACAUGAAAGACAUGAAAGGCCAGAACAAACAGGAUGAUGAUGAUGGAGAUGAAGGAGAGGAGGAGGAAGAGGAGGAAGAGGAGAAGGAACCAGAGAACCUGGGCAAGCUGCAGUUCUCUCUAGACUAUGAUUUCCAGGCUAACCAGCUCACGGUGGGGAUCCUCCAAGCAGCGGAGCUCCCAGCACUGGAUAUGGGUGGCACGUCAGACCCUUAUGUCAAAGUCUUCCUGCUUCCCGACAAGAAGAAAAAGUAUGAGACCAAAGUGCAAAAGAAGACCCUCAAUCCCACCUACAAUGAGACCUUUGUCUUCAAGAUUCCAUAUCAGGAGCUGGGUGGGAAGACCUUAGUGAUGGCCAUCUAUGACUUUGACCGCUUCUCCAAGCAUGACAUCAUUGGAGAAGUUAAGGUGCCCAUGAAUACUGUGGACUUGGGACAGCCAAUUGAAGAGUGGAGGGACCUUGAGAGUGCAGAAAAAGAGGAGCCAGAGAAAUUGGGAGACAUCUGUAUCUCAUUACGAUAUGUGCCCACUGCUGGGAAACUUACUGUCUGCAUCCUGGAAGCGAAGAACUUGAAAAAGAUGGAUGUUGGGGGACUUUCAGACCCCUAUGUGAAGAUUCACCUACUGCAGAACGGCAAGAGGCUGAAAAAGAAGAAGACCACCGUCAAGAAGAAGACCCUGAACCCCUACUUCAAUGAGUCCUUCAGCUUUGAGAUUCCCUUUGAGCAGAUACAGAAAGUGCAGGUUGUGAUCACUGUGCUGGAUUAUGACAAGCUGGGGAAGAAUGAAGCCAUCGGCAAGGUCUUUGUCGGCAACAAUUCCACCGGCACGGAGUUGAGGCACUGGUCCGACAUGCUGGCGAACCCGCGCCGCCCCAUUGCCCAGUGGCAUUCCCUGAAGCCCGAAGAGGAGGUAGACGCAGCACUCGGGAAAAACAAAUAGGCAGCUCCAUCCCCCAGCCUCACCUGCUGAACAUUCAAAGUGAUCCAGAGUUAUCAAUACCUCAGUUAGGCAACGUUUGGUUUCUGUUCUGCUCUCUUCUGUUCUCUAAGCUGCAAUACCCUUUUGUUGAUGGCUGUAGAGGGAUUCCGGAUGAACCUGAGCGCUUCCAGGGGGGCGGGAAGUGGUCUAAAGACCCAGACGUUCCUUUUGCAUUCGUCAGAGUAGUUUGUCUGCUGCAUGCUCCAUCACCUCGCCGCGUUCUUCUCCAAGCGCAAAGCAAGCUCCUUUCCCGGGUUUUCCUCCAGACCACCGUGGACCGCAGCACCUGCUUUGCUUUUACUCUCUUUGAGUUGUUCUUCCUUAAACCAGACCUAUGAACAUUGUGCCAGGAUGAGCCCGGAGCCUGACAAUGUGAGUUGACCAGAUACACUGUGCUUGCUUUGGAAAAGAGCAGAGGAGGAGGUGCCUGGAGUGGGGCUCUCGGGCUCUUCACACUUUACAGCUUGGAGGCCUUUGGCGGAGAGGACAAGGAGCAACUCUGGCACUGGGACGUCCCUGGCUAUGUGAAUUGCUGCGGGGUUGAUUCUCUCUGGUGAGAGGAGGAACGAGAGUGGCAGCAUCUGGAUGGUGUACUGUUAAUUGCUCUGUUGCGUCUAGGCCGUACGUUGGGUCAUUGGUUCCCUCAUAGUUCUCCAUUCUUAAUUCAGAGCAGUGGAGUUAUACUAGGAGGUUAUCGGCGCAUGAUAACUACACCUGUAUACUUCCAGUCUCCUGUCCAAAUGCAGGACAGAGCACAAAAUAUUCUUUCCUUUUGAAGAACAGCAUCAUGGGAUAUUUAUGCAAAUUGCCAGGCCUAGCAUUUGUGUGGAAAUUAGGCGGCCAGCUCUUUCCAGUCAAUCAGAUUCUAGGUAGCAGUGCCAAAAUGGAUGCUUUGUGCAAAGCUGGGAGGAGAAGCUUCACCAGGUCUUGCAGCUCUGAAAAACAGCAGCCCGGGGUUGAUUUACAUACACUUCCCAUCAUGCCUUGCUCUGCCACCUUCCUCUUGAGAAUACAAUAACCUAAACCUGUUGGCCUCCAGAGAAGUCUAGCAGGAAGGUUGAAUGUGUCAAGGAAUUUGGAACGGAAGGCAUGUGGGAGAAAUGGGUUAGGGGUAUGGGGUCAGGUUUUUGCAGUGCUCCGAGAUCUGCUGGAUGGGAGGAGAAGAAAGGAGGAGCACAAAGUGCUAUGUUAGAUUAAGUGUGUAGCUUCUCACUUAGGGGAAGCUGAGGAAUUCAGAGCUUUUCAAUGGAUUGUGUGUCAUCCCCACUCCCUGCCCUUCCCCCCAAUGUUACACUCAACAGAGAGGGAGCAGAGUGCACAAGGCUAGAGGGAGAGGGAAUCCAUUCCAACCAAAGGACCAAAGAUGCACCCCAGGCAGCCCUCUCUCUGGCUCUCUGCAGCACUGUCUGGCUGCCAAACACACGUGUGGUCUCUUUGCUGACCCCAGAGAUAAGCCAUAUUAUCGUUGCUAUCUAGUGUUUGCACUAAUCCCUGAAGGGCCUCCUUGUCCUAUACAUUGUGCCAGCUGUCAAUGUCUUGAAUGUCUUGGCUCUCUGUUCAGAUUGCUCUCAAUGGCGGGAAGAAAGCAGGGUGGGUGGAGGGGAAGGAAGGCUAGAGAGGCUGCCACCUUCCUUGAACUCCUGCUUUCCUGCUGGGACAUCUAUCCUGCUCAACUCGAAUCCAUUGUCCUCAGCACACAGCAGUGAAUGGGGGUCUGGUGUGUUUGCAUUUGGUUUGGUUUCUUCCCUUUAGGCACUAGGUUGGAGUGAAAACACAGGGUCAGCUUCCUUAUCAUGGCUUCUUUUCUGCUUCUGCAUUCACUGCAACUGCUGAGGCAUUGUGGCUAACAUCCUGCUGGGGCAGGGACUUUCCCACGAGAGGCUGGCCAGAGUUCAGCGUGAGCAUUUUCCUCCAGUGGCAGCAGCCUCUCUCUGUUAUUCUCAAGCCUCGGACUGGCCAUACCGGGUUGCAGGAAGCCACCAGAUGGGAGCCAGACUUGCCAGUCUGGGGCAGAUGGAGAAUCUUCUUCCAGCCGUGAGAAUGGGUGACCAGGGCCCAGCUCCCACUUCAGUUGUUGGUUCUUGAAGGAGGGGGGAGGCGGGUGAAAACCCCAAACAGCUGUGCAGUGAGUGGCAUAUCCUUUGCUGGCCAGGGAAGGGUUUGCGUGGAGCCUCAUUCAUUGGCUUAGCUUGGACCACCUGAUCAGGGGUGUAGCUAGGAGAGAGGAGGCCCGUGUCCAUCCCUCUCUCUGGUGGCCCCCCAGAGUGAGGGAGAUAAUGAAGGAAAUAGGGAGGGAUGGAGCUGGAGGGCCCUCAGGAGCUGGGGGGCCCAUGUUCUUUGAACCCUUUCGCACAAUUAUAUCUACACCCCUGGACCUGAUCUAUCCUGCUGAUAGUGACAAGUUUUAUAUCUUGGCUGCACAGCCAAAUUGUGACGUAUAUUUUUGUGUUUGUAAGAAUAGAAUUAGAUGAGACAGACAUUUAAGCAGAGAGAGAAUCCCAGCGUGUAGGGCAAGCGUUCAAGCCUGUGCUUCAGCCACCGCUCUGGCAAUAAAGGCCUCCCCUUGUAUUCCUGCCACAAAUGUAACAUCUCAGCCUUCAAGGAGGACUUCGUGUUGGCUCCUUGCCCCCAUCAGGGAUUCUGAGCCAGGCAGAGCAGUCUGACUAAUACACAUAAUGCACGGGGUUCUUGGGCGGGGGGCUGCUUCUUUCUCAGCUAGCUAGGGCUCAAAGCAAGUAAGCUCAGGCCUAAUUCUUGCAGAGGUGGUAAACCUGUGUCUAGGCCAGGGGCUGCCCAACUUUAGCCCUCUGGCAGAUGUUGGACUACAGUUCCCCAAAUCCCUGACUAUUGGCUACUGUGGUUGGGAUGAUGGGAGUUGUAGUGCAAAGCUGUGCAGCCCUGGUCUAGGCGGUACCAAUCAGAAGGCAGAUUAAGGUUCUUAUGAUGAACCUUACAUUCCUCCAUACGUGAGAAAAGUGGGGGAGAAUUUCCCCAUAUAGAAAACAAAACAAACAUGUCCAAAGGCUAGGCAGAACCCUUCACCUUGACACCUGGUAUUCUAAGUGGAAGCCCACUUUUGUAUGAAGGAGCGCCAGUGAUGUGAGUUUCCCAGCCUGAUGUGGUGCAGCCCAGACACGGUUUGCCAUCUCAGUGAAGACCAGUCCUUGAGGAAAGGCUUGUUCCUGUCAGAAUCUGACAGGAACAUCCUCCAGAAGCAGAGGCGGCCCAGGGUCGUUCACAGACAGGGUGGGUCUUUGUUCUGGAUCAAAGCUGCACAAAUUUGGUCCUCUAGCUCUUGUCAAUUCACAUCUUUCUCGGCCACAGUGGCCAAUAGGGAGGAUAGGAGCUGAAGUCCAACCUUUGCAGGAGCGUGGAAGCUGUGCAGUCCUGCUCUAGAAGGCAGUGCUUCUUGCUAAUACUGUGCAGGCCUUGGCUCAGGCCCCUCCUCCCUUCAGGCCUCAGUGCUUUUCAAAUUCCAAAAUCUCUUGAAGGGGUCCAAGUGGGAAGGGAUGGCUAUUGAAAACCUUCAUCGUGCUCCCUGCAAAUCCCUUGCUUGGUGAAUGAAAUUUAAACACCGCUACUGCCGUUCUCUUCACCCUGCACACUGGGGGCAUAGCAUCACUAUCUGUGGGGUGCAGCUGCAGGCCCACUACAAAGAGGGUACUGCAAUCUCAGAGCCCUGGGGCUUAUUUCUUAAUUCCAGGCAUGCGCGCAAUAGCAUCUCUUCUGAAUCCAAAAGUCAGAUUUGCUGCUUCCUCUCUUGAGAGAUCGUUUUGGUGCUGGUUUGCUGUCCAAAAUUCCCACCUAAAAGGUAGAUUAAACGUGUUCCCAAUUUCUUUACUGUGCCUCUAUUAGCUUCUAAUGCUGCCACUGGCAAGGAUAUAGGGUGGUGAGGCAUCAUUGCCAAAGGGUGUCCUUGUGGAGUUCUGAGUCUGUAUGUGAGGUUUUUUUUAAAGCUCGCCACAGCACCAUCACCAGUCUUACGCCAUCACAACAGCACUACUGCAAUGUCAGGCAGAGGGGAAAAGUGCAGGGAUUUCUUUCCACAGGGACCAACAGCAGCUGCAUCAGCUGAGCUGGAGUGCCCGCUGGCUGAAAGCAGAAUGAGAUGGUGAGUUCUGCAGCCCUUAGCUUCUCAAUUAGGGGAGCCAGUCAGAAGUUCUCCAGCUGCCCUGAAACUACAACACCCAUUAUUGUGUUGCAGCUGGGAAUGGUGGGAGCUGUUUAGUUCAACAGCAGCUGGGAAGCUUCAGGUUGGCCACCUCUGUUCCAAGUUAAAGCUGCAGUGUCUCCUGUCUUUAAAUAGUGAUGGGUGCUGGACUGUGUGUGUCUGCUUGUGUGGGAGCAUGUGUGUAUGGUUCAUCGUUUGUGAGGCAUCAAUCAUUUGGACAAAGACAGAGGAGAUAAGUAGUAUUACUUAUUCAUAGUAGUAGUACCUAACAGUGAUGCACAUUUUCAAUAAUUCAGGCAGGGGAAUUUCUCUCUACAGGUUAUGCUCUUUUUGCCCUCCCACCUCCCUGUCCCCCAUAACGACUGCGUACUCCUCUCAGCAGCUACAGAACCUGGAAUCAGUUCUGCCCAAGAAUCACCUCCCCUUCUUGGGAUACAUUGCUUUGAGCUCUCAAACCAUUCACAGUAGCAACUGGCAUUUGAAUUCUCACCGUUUGGAACAUUCACAAACUUCACAUAGUACUUUGGAUUGGUUGGGGUGCCACACUAGCAUAGCCACUCCUUAUGCCACACUGAAGAACAGCAGAAUCCCCGCUAACACAGGUGUGGUUAGCCACUGCUCCGAAAUCCAUACUUUAAUUGUGUAAGUGUUUGCAGUGGGUUUGCAUUUCUGCUCAUAUUGUUAGUCCACACUUGGCUCUAAGGUGAGGAUCUACACAAACUCAUGAAAUCAAGAGAAAAGGGAAUCCUGAAAGCAGUGGGCCUGAUCCAGCAGUAGCCAUGAGCAACUAAUCAUGGAUCCUCCUCCUAGAUGCAGAUGUUCAUCUUCUGUUAACAUCCAAAGCUGUAUCCAACCGAUUUUGAGCAUCACAGUGCAGGUCGUUUAAUGGACUACAAGAUUUGCAACAGUUAAUGCAUUGCAAAAUGUGACAGAAUAGUGCAACAGUUUCAAAACAAGAGUAAAGGGUUGUUUUAUGGUUGGUUGUAAGCUGGUGGCCAUUCAUAUUUUCCAUCCGCUGCAAUGUAUUUUCCAGGCAGGAGUGUCCAUAUUCUCCUUGAAACGCAUUUAUCUGCCCCGCUUCUCACUCCAUUUGAGCCAAGUCAUGGAGUGUGCGUGACGUGACGACCUUUAUAUGUAUUAUAUAUAAUUUCUCAGCUGCCUUGCGCUAAUCCAACAGCAGGGGGAAGUGCCAUUGCAAAACAAAACCUUUCAUCAUUGCCUGAGGGUGGCCGUAGCAGCAGCAAUGGCCUCCGCCAUGUCUCUUCAGUCGGCGCCCCAGGCAGAGCCUUGCUAGGGCCAAGGAGAUUUGCGGCAGCGGUCAAGCACCUGUCUUCUCUCCGCCAUCACCCUCGCUGCUUUUUUCCUGCUGGGCCUUCUCCUGAGGAUGGGGGGGGGAGGGGUGAUGGUGGCGGCAGAAGCAGCUAUAACCCUCUGACCUUCUGGCAUGUGCCACAGAACUGGUUUGCUUCGCAAGCCUUUAGAAAUAUGUUUGCAUUUUUCAACAGUUGCACCAAGGGGAGGGAGCCAGGUUUUAUUUAAAAAUAAAUGAUGAUUCAGUUCACUGGGCUUCCUUGCAGUAAUCAGGGGCGGGGGGGGGGAUCUGUAAAUGAAUGCAGUAAGCAAAUGGGAUUGAAGUAAAGGAUUCAGUUCAAUGGGCUUCCUCCUAAGUGACCAAAUCGUCACACUGUGAUUUGAACCAUUAAAACACGUCAUUGCAAUGUACAAAUGACGGGGCAAGUCUCCUACAAUGGAAAAAUACAGCUAUUUUCCUGCAGCACAUUUAGAAUGUUGUAGGGCUAAAAUGCAUCAAUAAAUUCCAAAAGAGGGCAUGGAAAUAUGAACGACACCUUGCUGACAGUGCAACAACUGCAAUGUCGAAACACAGGCAAUACAGAGGGGCACUUAGUGGACACGUUGCAAAACUGGCAGCACGUAAUCUGGAAAACACCCAGAUGGGGAUAUGUAUGCACAUAGAAGGCUCUUAUGUGCACAGAUUGCUCCCACUGGAUCAGAGCAAAUGGUUUUGAAAAGCUUUUGCAAAGGAAAAGAAAGGCUCACACUGCGCAACAGUAACUCCACUACACAAAGCUGAUUCUGUUCCUGUGUCUGCUGGUUACAAUCCAGGGAGUCCUCUUUGAGACCAAUGAUGUGGAAGUAUUAGUACUGAGAAUCUAGUCAGAACAUACAGUCAUUAAUGAGUGGUAUUUCCAACAUGUACUAUUUAAAAUAAGGCAGUUGUAAUUUUAAUGUACAAAAUGUAUUUUGGUUUAGUUUGUUUUUCUAUAAGGGGGUGGGGAGUGAACUAACUCAAGCCAUCUGAGCCUCACCCAAAAUCCCAUCAUUUGUGUGUACUUAUAUAUAAAAUGAUAUAGAGAUCUAUUAACAUGAAUAAAACCCUCUUGUAAACAAUGCAUGAUGAUUAGCCAGUAUGUACGUAGCAGCAUGCAACAAGCAGAACCUGUACACCGUGUUUAUCAUCAUCCAUUUUCUAGAGUACAGUCAGGCUACAGAGUUAUUUUUAAAAUGUGGUGUGAAUGAAUUUAUUUUAUCUAACAAGUUGCGGGGGAGGGGGGACUAUAAAAAUUGAGAGUGUGGCCGUAACAACAUACAUUUAUUUUCAAUAAAAAGUAAUAAUUUUUUAAAUAAAAACAAAAGCAUGCUUUAAGAACCAUUUAAAAAACCAAUACUCAUUGAAAGGUGGGGGGGGCGGGGGAGGGAAUACAACACCAACAAUAUGGCGGUGAAAUCAGUGUCUUGUAAUCUAUAUUUGCAAAAUCGUAUCUUGUUGCAUUUUACCGUGCCCAGGUAGCAGCAACAUUGCAGCUUCAAUGUUCUGUGUUGUGUUGAAGCAUUUCACUGUUGAAGCCAAUUUAGAAGCCAUAUUAGAUCACAGGCUGCCAGCAUCCUGAAACUGGGGUUGGCUGACAGGUGAUCCUCAGUCUCUCUCCUCUCCCUUGCUAAUGUCUUCCCCAACUUUGUCUCUGUCUCUCACUGUUCAUGUCUUUUGUUGUUCUUGGGGAUAUUUGUGAGUGACAGACAGCUGGCCUGAAACUGAGGCCCCACUGUGAGUUUGCCCUCUGAAGGGAGAACCUUCUGGAACAGCCCUCUCCAGUUGGGCGGUGAAUGUCAUUGUUCUGAAGCCCUUUCAUACCCUGCAAGAAGCAAGUGGUGCUCUGGGGAAAAUGGCGGGAGCACUGGCAACUGGCCUCCGUUUGGAGGAUACAUGUUGUCCACCACAGGGACAUGUCCCUGUACUAUCCACAGAAGUAGGGACCCAAUUCUUCUCUGGCCACUGCUUCUGUGUAUUUUUAGAAGUAUCCACUGGCAAAGAGUCCACGCAUGGGCCUUUCACAAGCCAUGGGGCAUGCAUAUAUUCUGUACACUGACAUCUCUGCCCAGGUACAAGACGUCACAUGUCCAGAUGCAACUCAAACUGAGGAAAAGUUAAGCUGGGGGUGGGGGCUGAGUUACUGCUUUUGGAAGGCAACUGAGUCAUAAUUUAGUUAAAGCUGAGGGUGGGUGGGAGGGAAUUAAGGGCCCUCUAUCUUUUCUUACCUUAUGCAGGUGAGUGAGUGUGGUUGAAAGAGGUCUGCACUUCCUGCUGUAUUAUGAUUAGCUCUCACAUUUUUGUGGUGGAAGGAAGGGUCUCAUCAUGGCAUCGGUCAGUCUCCUUUCGAGGAAGAGAGGAAGGGAUUGGAGAGCUGGAGCUGUCAGCUUUCUUCUUUUUCUUUUUCAAUGCCUUCCAGUUCUGAAAUGACUUUUAGGGCCAGAGUAAUGGCAUCUGCUUAGAGGGUGUGCAGUUUCUUGGGGCACUUGGAGGACUGACUAGCCCAGCUUAGCAUGCACUGCCAGCAGGAACAGAAAGUCAACCAGGGACUUCUCCCUCCCUCCAUUGCAUGCUACUUGCGGUAUAGAGAAUGAAGGAGUCUAGGGAGCAAAGGCAGCACCAUUCCAUAAGAAAUGUGUGGUGAAUUGACUCAGCAAGAAAUAUGGCAUUUACUGGGGCUUUAAAAAGCAGGGGGGAGCUGAAGACAGGAGGAGGCAGCAGGCACUUUAGGGAGGGAGGGUUGCUAUUAUCAUGAUCCAAAGCUGUUCUCAGGUUUCAAAUGGGACUGCACUGCCAGCCUCCCCAUAAAGACAGACUAACUUGCUCUUGUGCCUUUAACCGUAACUUGAUUUGCAGAAGUCAGCACAUGAACCGUUGCACAGCCUAGAUAUAAGCAGACUACCUGCAUAUGUUAUGGAUAACAUAACAGCUGCCAUAACAUAGCAGCUGCCCCAUGCUCCAGUGCAGGGCUCGAAUCCAAAGUUGGCAGUCCUACUCCGAAAGCAGCAGCUGCACAGGCCAUGGCCUCAGGGAGAGCUGGCUAACAUCUCACACAUGCAUACACUCAACUGCCAGUGGCUCUAAAAGGGUGUCGGAAGUUGACCUUCAGGGGCAAUUCCAGCCGUGUGGGUUUAAAAUCCCAGCCUGGUUCCUCUCCGUCACACACAGAUUUCCCAAGCGAUCCAGGUUUACUCCAUUUUUGACCCCGCUCCAUCUCCCCCACUUUUGCUGCAGAGCGUGAACUCUGCAGCACUGACCGUCAGCCCCCUCCCCUGCCCUGCAGGCAGCUGCUUUUCAUGCCCCCUCCCCUCAUGUGGACUCUGUUUCUGUCUCUAUUGUUAAAUUGUUAUUUUGUAAUGAUAUGCGUCUCCUUAUUAAAGAAACUAGCUGAAAGA
This is a messenger RNA of Hemicordylus capensis (graceful crag lizard), 10452 nucleotides long. It is a transcript of the gene SYT2, whose product is annotated as synaptotagmin 2. Gene Ontology annotation, molecular function: clathrin binding; syntaxin binding; phosphatidylserine binding. The coding region runs from base 246 to 1520 and encodes 424 amino acids. Gene Ontology annotation, cellular component: dense core granule; synaptic vesicle membrane; axon. Gene Ontology annotation, biological process: regulation of calcium ion-dependent exocytosis; calcium ion-regulated exocytosis of neurotransmitter; regulation of dopamine secretion. NCBI's taxonomy places the organism in Eukaryota, Metazoa, Chordata, Lepidosauria, Squamata, Cordylidae. The record is from RefSeq and is a predicted model, not a curated record. The transcript is spliced from 11 exons.